Fusarium proliferatum ET1 is the source of this 225-nucleotide messenger RNA. RefSeq lists its product as uncharacterized. The transcript has 2 exons. The record is from RefSeq and is a predicted model, not a curated record. NCBI's taxonomy places the organism in Eukaryota, Fungi, Ascomycota, Sordariomycetes, Hypocreales, Nectriaceae. The coding region runs from base 1 to 225 and encodes 74 amino acids.
AUGAGGACCCUUGCCGCCCCAGGCGACACAGCUGCAGUUUCGUUUCUCCUCUUAGCAAUUCCUUUGGAUAAGGUUGCCCAAAUUGCGUCGUCAGUUGUUCAGGGCUGGCGGAAUGAUUGCCUUGUCGCCUGUGACGCGGGUGCCUUGUGCCAUCGUCAUUAUGCCUAUCAGACUCUGCCGAGGCGACUUUCAGCAGCGUUCGCCAUCCAGCGCUCUUGUGGGUGA